UAAUGGACUUUUGACAUUUGAACCAUUUUAUGAAGGAAACCCCAAGGCUUUCCCUUCCAACUCUACUAGAGACAUUAUAGCUCCACUCUGGGCGAAAUUUGACUGUAGCGUCAGUGGAAGCAUCUCCUACCGCAUGGUGACUCGAGGCCGUAUUCUGGACCGGGCAAGAAAUGAUAUCAAACAGUAUUUCCCUCAGUUUGGGUUCUCAGUAUAUUCAGUCUUCAUUGCUACUUGGAAUAGAUUGCCGUACUUGAACAGCCCCACGACGGAAUCUUCCUUCCAAGUCGUUCUAGUCAUUUGCAGAACUCUUUCCUUUGUCAUAUUGAACUAUGGAAAUAUCUCCUCAACUGAUCAAAGUUUUCAGGCUGGCUAUGACACAAUAAACUCCAUAAAUUAUUUUUCAAUCCCUGUGCCUGAUGAAAAUAAGCUAUUCAACUCCAGUAAUGUCAAUGUGCCGGGACGCUGGGUAUUUCGUGUUGAUGGUGGACCGGAGGAGGGGACAUUCUACCCAUAUGGAGGUGUAGAGGAUGAGAUGAGCCCGAGGUCAGAUGAUGGAAGUUCUCCACUGAUUCCUCUGCUGCAGCCAUUUGUGUACUUUGGACGUGAAUAUGACAAAAUAUUUGUGAAUAAUAAUGGAGACCUGACCUUUGACAGUCCACUUUAUCAGUGGUAUCCCUAUUAUUUUCCUGCAUACUCGUCUGUAGACAUCAUCGCUCCACUGUGGACAGACAUUUAUAAUUAUGAGAAAGGAACCAUCUCUUACAGACAAGUAACAGAUGCUCGUCUCUUGAAUCGUGCUUCAAGAGAAAUAAACAAAUAUUUUCCAGACUUGAACUUCUCUGCCACUUGGGUUUUUAUUGCUACCUGGGAUAAAGUACCAUAUUUUGGAAACAGAGAUGCAGAGUCAACCUUCCAAGUGGUUUUGGUGUCUGGAAAAAACAUGUCAUUUACACUUAUGCAUUAUGAUUUUAUCACUCCGACCGAAAGUGCAGAGUCUGGCUUCGACACAAUUUACUCUACUAAUUUCUUUUCAAUUCCGGUUUCUGAGGUUGCAAAUCUGUCAUACACAAGCAAUGUCAAUGUCACGGGUAGAUGGGUAUUUCGUGUUGACAAUUCAUCAGAAAACAAUGGAUUCUGUAUUAAAACGUAUCCCCAAGCUUCCUCAGAUGAUGUUUCUAGUGCUUUGAUAUGUGGAAGAACCCCAGUUACCACCAGCAGCAGGAUAGUGGGAGGUCAGAACGCUUCAGCUGGACGCUGGCCCUGGCAAGCUAGUCUCCUCUGGCAAGGCAGCCACAUCUGUGGAGGUUCUCUGAUCAACAAAGAGUGGGUGCUGUCUGCUGGCCACUGCUUUAAUGGGGAUCCUGCAUAUUUUUACACUGUGUUGUUGGGGCAACAGACCCAGGAAGGCUUCAGCCCCAAUGAAGUGUUCAGAUAUGUGAAAUUAAUCAACAAACAUCCUAGUUACAACCAUUUAACAAAUGACAAUGAUAUUGCUCUUCUCAAAAUGAGCUCUCCAGUCAUCUUCACUGACUACAUCAGACCCGUGUGUCUUGCAGCUCAUGACAGUGUGUUCAACAGCGGCACAGACAGCUGGGUCACUGGAUGGGGAAACAUUGGUGAAGGAGUGCCCCUUCCAUCCCCUAAUAUUCUACAGGAAGUGGAGGUUCCUGUAAUUGGUAACAGACAGUGCAACUGUCUCUAUGGAGUGGGAAAUAUAACAGACAAAAUGAUCUGUGCUGGUCUACUGGAAGGAGGCAAGGACUCAUGUCAGGGGGAUUCAGGAGGUCCGAUGGUGAGCAGACAGAGCUCUGUAUGGGUUCAGUCCGGUAUCGUUAGCUUUGGGACUGGCUGUGCUCGACCUGAACUUCCCGGUGUGUACACCAGAGUAUCACGUUAUCAGGAAUGGAUCAGCUCCAUUGUUUGCAGUGAUCCGCCAGGUUUUGUGGACUUUACCUCCACUGGAGCUGAUCCUGACUACAGUUACAGCUGUCCUGGUCUUCCUCCUCCUCCUUUCCUAUUAACAGAAUCUAAAAUUCCAUCUUCUGCAACAUCCACUCCACAAAAUUCUUUGCUAUCAUAUUUUCUGUUGCUUCCACUCAUGUGUUCCAUUAUUUAUAGGGUUUGGGGUCAGUAA
Messenger RNA from Carassius carassius (crucian carp), 2134 nucleotides. RefSeq lists its product as uncharacterized. Gene Ontology annotation, biological process: proteolysis; cell-matrix adhesion. Lineage: Eukaryota; Metazoa; Chordata; Actinopteri; Cypriniformes; Cyprinidae. Bases 134 to 2134 code for a protein of 666 amino acids. The transcript is spliced from 12 exons. Gene Ontology annotation, molecular function: serine-type endopeptidase activity. The record is from RefSeq and is a predicted model, not a curated record.